GGCGACCGAGGCUGGCUGGGUGGCUGCCUUCCGGGAAUACUGAGAGUGCAAACCCUCCAUCAGAACCCUCCAGGGCCUCCUCUAGGCUAGUGCAAACUCCAGAAAGAAAGCAAGCCUGGGGCAAUUGCCAGGAGAAUGGCAGUGCCCUGGGAGAAAUAUUUCCGACUGGCCUUGCAAGAGAAACUGUCUACGAAGAUCCAGGGGCAGAAUGUGGACCACGUCCCACCGCCACUGCUGCGUCUCUUGGAGAAGAGGCAGGAACUGGUGGAUGCGGAACAGGGCCUUCAGGCCCAGAAGGAGGUGUUCCAGACUAUGCAGGCAUCCCUGAAACAGCGGUGGGAACAAUUGGAACAGAAAGAGCAGGAGUUAAAGGGGUCCUUUGUCCGCUUUGAAAAAUUUUUGCAGGAUGCGGAGGCCCGGCGCAGCCGCGCACUGCGGAGGGCGGCGGAGGAGCGGCAACUGGCGGGCCGCCGGGAGGCGGAGGCGCUGCGGCUUCGGGCUCAGCUGGAGGAGCUGCAGCGGGAGCGCGCGCGGCUGCAGCGCCUGCUUUGGCGCCUCGAGCCUUGCGCGCGCCUGCUGGGGCAAGUACUGGAGCAGCUGCCCGAGUUCCAAGAAGUCCCCGAGCUGAUGGCGCGCUUCGACGGCCUGGCCGACACGCAGGCGGCGCUGAGGCUCACGGAGCGCCAGCGGCUCGCGGAGCUGGAGGAGGCGCGCGCGCGGCUGCGGCGGCUGCGGGACGCCUGGCAGGACGAGCUGCUGCGGCAGGGCCAGCGGCGAGCGCAACUGCUGGAGCAACUGGAGGCGGCGCGGGAGCGCACGCUGCACUGGGUACCGCCGCCGGGAGGAGGGGGCGGUGUUUUCCAGGAAUCCAAGUAUAUUCAGAUCCAGAACACCGCGGCUGAGAAGACCCUGCUCCUGGGACGCACCAGGAUGGCCGCACUCAACCUGUUCCAGCUAGUGUGCCAGCACCAGAGGCGCCCACCUGCCCUGGACAUCGAGGACACCGAGGGGCAGCUGGAGCAGGUGAAGCUCUUCAUCCUGGACCUCUCCGCCAUGCUGGCCGGCCUCCAUCAGGCCAAGCCCGCCGUCCCCGCCUCCUGACCCUGACCCAGGUGAGCAGUGGGGGAGGGGCCCCCAGGAGGUACACAAUUCCUGCAGGGUACGGGCUGAGUGGCUCUCACCAGAAAGACAGGAGGGCUGUGCCCGCUCAGAUUGCAGUGGGGUGGGCAUGAGGAGCACACAGCAAAUACUAAGUGAAUGUGGACUACAUGGAGGGCACCAAUCCCACAUCCACCAUGGGACCUGGGACCUGGUCCUCCCACCCAGGGCAGAUGGGGGAUUUUUUUCCUCUUAAUAAAUUUAUUUACUUAUUUAUUUCUGGCUGCAUUGGG
Molecule: messenger RNA, 1391 nt
Organism: Orcinus orca (killer whale)
Lineage: Eukaryota; Metazoa; Chordata; Mammalia; Artiodactyla; Delphinidae
Gene: CFAP73
Product: cilia and flagella associated protein 73
Exons: 7
Coding region: 136-1101 (321 amino acids)
Biological process (GO): spermatid development
Source: RefSeq, a predicted model, not a curated record